This is a messenger RNA of Musca domestica (house fly), 2434 nucleotides long. RefSeq names its product dihydrolipoyllysine-residue acetyltransferase component of pyruvate dehydrogenase complex, mitochondrial (gene muc). Gene Ontology annotation, biological process: pyruvate decarboxylation to acetyl-CoA. The coding region runs from base 221 to 1735 and encodes 504 amino acids. The record is from RefSeq and is a predicted model, not a curated record. Gene Ontology annotation, cellular component: pyruvate dehydrogenase complex. Gene Ontology annotation, molecular function: dihydrolipoyllysine-residue acetyltransferase activity. Lineage: Eukaryota; Metazoa; Arthropoda; Insecta; Diptera; Muscidae. The transcript is spliced from 8 exons.
CUGUUUUUUUGCUAAAAUUUUUGUAGUUCGAUACGAAUUUGACCUACUGCUGGUUUUAUAAGGUCGGUGGAAAUCGGGUUUCGAUUGGGUUACUUUCCAACAACCAACAAAAACAUUGUAGAUAAAACGAAAAGUGUCGAUUGCCGAGAAAGCGAAACGUAACGAGAAAAAGUGCUGUUAUAACUCGAUUAGAAAGGAAGAAGUGUUCUCGUGUGCAAAAAUGUUGAGGACAAUCGCAAGCCGUAACGAAUGGAUUCUUCGCAGCGCUGCGUCCAAGGCAUCACGUUCAGCCGCUGUUCGAGCACUCAGUUCACAAGUCGCCAGAACUGUGCCCUUAAUCAGAGCCUCAAGACAAAUUUUGGUUGCACCAACUAAGCCAUUGGGAGCAUGGAGCGUGAAUUUGGUGCGUGCUUAUGCCGAUUAUCCCGAUCACAUAAAGGUAUCACUGCCCGCAUUGUCGCCUACCAUGGAACAGGGCACAAUUGUCAGUUGGGAAAAGAAGGAAGGUGACAAGCUGAACGAAGGUGACCUCUUGGCCGAAAUUGAAACCGAUAAGGCAACUAUGGGUUUUGAGACACCUGAAGAAGGCUACUUGGCCAAAAUCAUAAUUCCUGCCGGUACAAAAGAUGUGGCAAUUGGCAAAUUGAUGUGUAUUAUCGUACAAGAAGAAUCCGAUGUUGCUGCAUUUAAGGACUUCAAGGAUACAGGAGCCGCUGCUGCUCCACCCAAACCUGCUGCCGCUCCAGCUCCCGCUGCUGCUGCACCCCCACCACCACCACCACCAGUAGUUGUGGCUGCUCCCCCACCACCUCCACCAGCCGCAGCCCCAGCCGGAGGUAGGCCCAUGACCGCCGUUGAACAACGUGGUCCUCGCGUUUACGCCAGUCCAAUGGCUAAGAAAUUGGCCGAAGCCCAGCAAUUACGUUUAGAAGGUCGUGGCAGUGGUGUUUAUGGCUCAAUAAAAUCCUCCGAUCUUGCAGGCAUGGCUGCUGCGCCCUCGUUUGGUGUUGCCGCUGCUGCUCCAGUUGCUCCACAAGGUGGCUAUAUCGAUAUACCGGUCAGUAACAUUAGAGGUGUUAUUGCCAAGCGUCUCUUGGAGUCCAAGCAACAAAUACCUCACUACUAUGUUACCGUUGAAUGCCAAGUGGACAAUCUCAUGAAACUCCGCGAGAAAAUCAAUAAGAAAUAUGAAAAGCAAGGUGUCAAAGUAUCCGUCAACGAUUUCAUUAUCAAGGCCACUGCCAUUGCUUGUCGCAAGGUACCUGAAUCCAAUAGCUACUGGAUGGGCAAUGUUAUUAGACAAUUCGACAAUGUUGAUGUCUCUGUUGCCGUGUCAACCGAUCGUGGUUUAAUUACCCCGAUCGUCUUCAGUGCUGAUCGCAAGGGUGUCAUUGACAUUUCCAAGGAAAUUAAGGAGUUGGCCGUCAAGGCCAGAGAAAACAAACUCAAACCACAAGAAUUCCAAGGCGGCACUGUUAGUGUCUCCAAUUUGGGCAUGUUCGGCGUUUCACAAUUUUGUGCUGUAAUCAAUCCACCACAGUCUUGCAUUUUGGCAGUAGGCACCACAUCCAAGAAACUUUUGCCUGAUCCAGACAGUCUUAAGGGCUUCAAAGAAGUUAAUGUAAUGAAUGUAACACUCUCCGCUGAUCACAGAACCGUUGAUGGUGCCGUUGCAGCCAAAUGGCUACAAUAUUUCCGUGACUUUAUUGAGGAUCCAGCCAAUAUGAUUCUAUAAAUCAUAAAAUCUCCACAAGAAGAACUCAUUUGAAUAGAUAUUAUGCCAUUAUUACAACAACAAGAAAUAAACCUGCCAUCGAUCAUCAGGAGGGAGGAGUAAUAUAAAUACCAUAAAUACAACAACAACAAAGACUCCAACGGAACACUCACAUUUUAGAAUAAUGUAACACCACCAUCAUCGGCAACCCAAACUAAUAACAAUUACCUACACAAUUGAGGUUAUGUGCAAAAUGUGGAAACCACUCUUAAUGCCUAAUUGGAACUAGCUUAUCUAUUGUAAUUAUUUUAUUGUUUUGUUAUUUUAUGCCAAAAGCAAAGUACUACAUACAUAUUUAUUAAUACUAGUUUUUUGUUUAAAAAAAAAAAACAAAGUGAAAGAAACCCCCCUCAGAAACAAUCAACAAUUAUUGUUAUGCCAAUCAAUUUCCCCCUUUCAUAGAAAUAUUAAUAUGAAUUGAAAUAACGAAAUGGUGGAUAUUGUCAUUAAGAUUUAUUAACUUUUUCAUUUUAUACCUACAGCGCUAGGUAAAACUAGAAUGUGGUUUCUUCUAAACAUUAAAUUUGUUCACAAAAAGCAUUGGCAUUUUCAAGAGAUAUUAAAACAGAAAAUAUUGUUGUUAUGUUUCGUAUAGAAAACCCCAGAGAAAGUACGAAUAAAUUUAGUUACAAAAAAAGAAAGACACUCAGAUGAAAUUUA